Gekko japonicus is the source of this 2026-nucleotide messenger RNA. Its product is annotated as zona pellucida sperm-binding protein 2-like. The record is from RefSeq and is a predicted model, not a curated record. Gene Ontology annotation, cellular component: egg coat. Gene Ontology annotation, molecular function: structural constituent of egg coat; acrosin binding. The annotation marks the transcript as partial. Gene Ontology annotation, biological process: prevention of polyspermy; binding of sperm to zona pellucida. The transcript is spliced from 17 exons. Lineage: Eukaryota; Metazoa; Chordata; Lepidosauria; Squamata; Gekkonidae.
CCCAGCGUGUCACAAUUUUCUCUCCUAGGUACAACAUCUUGCCAUAAUGAUAAAGUACAGCUCCAGCUUCCAAAAGAACUUCAGAACAGUCAUUCCUGGCAAGUGAAAACUCUUGAUGCAGCUGGGGAAGAAGCAGGUGACUGUGACUAUGCUGUGGACAAUGGAACACAGACACUAACUAUUCUCUACAUCAGCUGCACUAAACCGGAGCCUGCCAAGCGCCAUCUACAACUUAAGGUGACGGAGCCUUCGAAGAACCUGACUUACAGAGUGGACUGUGAAGCUCUCCAGGCUGAUGAAACCUCUUUGCCAAGAACUGUGGCCAGCACUACAAACUGUACCAAGGAUUUCAUGGCUGGAGCAGGCCGCCCGCCAACUGGGGGAGGGCAUACCUCCCAGGACAGGCCCCUGAUGCUGGGGGCUGGGCUGGUUGUCUUCCCAAGACUCAUCCCCAGUUUGCAUGAUGAACAUAUGGUGGCGGAGGCUCCAAUGGAGUGGGUUGUAUCAAUAGAAGACAGAAUGAAAACGCACACUCUAAACCUUCGGCAAGCCAUGCAGCAGGGGUACACCUUCCUAACGGAUGGCAAUAAUAUCAUCUUUCAAGUCUCUUUCGAUGCUACUGGGGUCGCUGCUUAUAAGCAAGACGGUGGUGUGCUGUACACAGCGGCCCUGAAGCUUUCCUAUGGGCCUCCGGAACGACGGCUGACUGUGGAAUCAAGAAUGGUUUGUGCUCCAGGCCCAGCAACAUGUAACUCCACACACAUGAUGAUUGCUAUCCCAGCUUUCCCGGGAAUACUGUCUGCCAUCAACCUAGACAAUAAGAACAUUCCACUGAGCCAACGUCAAGCUGAUGGAGUCACUGUGGACCUAAGAAGGGGUGUGAAGCUAUAUAUCAACAAGAAGAUCCUAAAGUCUAGGAUCUACAGAAAUGACGGCUGUUCCAGCUUCCAGUCUUACGCUUCCUUCCUCCAACUGAGUUUCAGCUUCCAUGGCGAAAUGGCAACCAUGACUACCUACCCAGAGUGUCCUUGUGAGCCAAAUGCACCACUGGCUGCCACCUGCACAGAAGAUGGACACAUGGAUUUUGAAAUAUCUAGCAGCAGCACGAAGCCUGCUCUGAACCUGGAUACAGUCCAGCUCAAAGAUCCCACCUGCAAGCCAGUCUUCAGGUCACCUUCUGGUGACACGGUUCAGUUUCACGUCCCCCUCAAUGGUUGUGGGACCAGGCAAAGGUUUGACGGUGAUAAGAUGGUGUAUGAGAAUGAAGUGAGUGCCCUGUUAAUGGACCUUCCACCACGCAGGAUAUCUAGAGACAGUGAAUUCAGGCUGACCGUGGUCUGCUUCUACAGUAGUGACGAUGCUUCACUGAAUGGCAAAAUAAUCAGCCUUCCUCCUCCAGAGUUGGUCAUAGACCAAGGCCCUCUCUCCUUGAUCCUCCUCCUCUACCCAGAUAACUCCUACCACCAGCCUUACAGUGACAGUCGGCAUCCAGUUGUAAAGUAUCUGCGGCAGCCCAUCUUCUUGGAGGUCCAAGUCCUUAACCGCGACGAUCCCAACAUCCACCUGGUGCUUGAUGACUGCUGGGCAACACUGUCUCCAGAUCCUACCUCCCUCCCACGCUGGAACAUUGUGGUGGAUGGCUGCGAUUAUGAGCUUGAUGCCUACAAAACGGUGUUCCAUCCCGUGAGCCGUGGGGUUGCAUAUCCCAACUUUCGCCAGAGGUUUGAAGUGAAAGCUUUUGCCUUUGUUUCAGGUGGCAAAGCUCUCCCCAGCCUGGUCUAUUUCCACUGCAGUGCCCUCCUCUGUGACAGACUGGGCCCAGAUUCCCCUCUCUGCUCAACAAGGUGUCCUCCUUCCAGAAGCAGAAGAGACUUGGCCGAAGGGAAGAAUUCAACAACAGUGACCCUCCCUCGUCCGGUCCUUCUGGUACCAGAAAAGCAGCCUUUGAUCAGAGGUCAACAGAAGCAGAGUGAAGGCCUCUGGGUAACAGCCAUCUUGAUCAUUGCCAUGACUCUUGGGCUUGUGG